Molecule: messenger RNA, 1748 nt
Organism: Pan troglodytes (chimpanzee)
Lineage: Eukaryota; Metazoa; Chordata; Mammalia; Primates; Hominidae
Gene: FBXL15
Product: F-box and leucine rich repeat protein 15
Exons: 5
Coding region: 437-1603 (388 amino acids)
Biological process (GO): SCF-dependent proteasomal ubiquitin-dependent protein catabolic process
Cellular component (GO): cytoplasm; SCF ubiquitin ligase complex
Molecular function (GO): protein binding
Source: RefSeq, a predicted model, not a curated record
GCGUGGUGCUGAAGGGGACAGCGCCAGAUUUGUCGCACUGCGCAGGCGCAGAGACGCGAACAAAGAGGGGAGGGGGACGAGGCGCGCGGCCGGAGGUGGUGCGCGCUCACGUGGCUCUAUCUUUGCAGGGGUCUGUCCUCCCAGCUACCCCCUCCCUAAGCAGGCUGAGGAAGAAGAGAUAGCAAGCCCUCACCUAACUUGACCCCUUUCUUGUCUUUCCCCGCUGCUAGCUUCUCCCUUCUCGCUGCCUUGCGGGGUGGGGAAACGUGGAAGGAAUUCUGGGAAAACCAGAUGUCUGGGUUCUCUAUUCCCGUCUGGCUUGAUUCUGGACAAGGGGCUUCCUCUCCAGGGCCUCGGUUUCCCCAUCUUUAAAAUGGAGUGAUAGCAUAGACCUGCCCACCUUUCAGAGGUGCCCGAAGCCUUGACGAGAUAACAGAUGAGAAGUGGUUUUCGUUGUGAUGAGCCAGCUGAAGCGGUUGCACCGAAGGAGCGCCAGACCGUCAGCGGUGCAGUGGCUCUCGCGUCCUUCACAUCCCCCCACACCCAUCCCGUGGAUGAUGGGGGAAGGCGCUACUCCUGGGGUUCCCCGAAGCGGAUCCUGGGACUGGGACCUGGGGACGCGGCCAAGGAGGCGGGUUUGGUGCGGCCACUCCAAGGCCAAAGCGAGAAAAUCUUACUGCGCACGCGCAAUAGACAGCCGAUGGAGCCACCGAUGGAGCCGUCCGGAGGGGAGCAAGAGCCCGGAGCCGUCAGGUUCCUGGACCUGCCCUGGGAAGACGUGCUGCUCCCACACGUCCUGAACCGGGUCCCGCUGCGCCAGCUGCUCCGGCUGCAGCGCGUUAGCCGGGCCUUCCGGUCGCUGGUGCAGCUUCACUUGGCCGGGCUGCGUCGCUUCGAUGCCGCGCAGGUGGGUCCGCAGAUCCCGCGGGCCGCAUUGGCCCGGCUGCUGCGGGAUGCCGAGGGGCUGCAGGAGCUGGCACUGGCGCCGUGUCACGAAUGGCUGUCAGACGAGGACCUGGUGCCGGUGCUGGCGCGGAAUCCGCAGCUGCGGAGUGUGGCGUUGGGCGGCUGCGGGCAACUGAGUCGCCGGGCGCUUGGGGCGCUGGCCGAGGGCUGCCCACGCCUGCAGCGCCUGUCGCUCGCGCACUGUGACUGGGUGGACGGGCUGGCGCUGCGCGGCCUCGCUGAUCGCUGCCCGGCCCUGGAGGAGCUGGAUCUCACCGCCUGCCGCCAGCUCAAGGACGAGGCCAUCGUGUACCUGGCGCAGAGGCGCGGCGCUGGUCUCCGCAGCCUCUCUCUGGCCGUCAACGCCAACGUGGGGGACGCCGCGGUUCAAGAGUUGGCUCGGAACUGCCCAGAACUCCAGCACCUUGACCUCACCGGCUGCCUCCGCGUCGGAAGCGACGGUGUCAGGACAUUGGCCGAGUACUGCCCCGUGCUGCGCUCGCUGCGGGUGCGGCACUGCCACCAUGUGGCGGAGUCCAGCCUGAGCCGCUUGCGGAAGCGCGGCGUGGACAUCGACGUGGAGCCGCCGCUGCACCAGGCCCUGGUGCUGCUGCAGGAUAUGGCGGGCUUCGCACCUUUUGUCAACCUGCAGGUCUGACCCGCCUGCCAAUCGGAGCACAGCUGGACUGUGUGGCUGGGGCCUGACACUGAGCUGUAGGGAAACUGAACUGUGGGGACCUCUGGUGAGAGGCCAGUGCCCUGCCCCACCCUGGAGCUUCAAAUAAAGAGCUUUUUACCCCCUC